GUGAUCCCUGUCAAUGUGCAUCAGCUGUCUAUCUGUCACUGAUAAACAAAGUUUUCAACAAAUCUUAUCUACAAAUGCAAUGUGAUCUUGAUAAGUUACAUUUUACCAAAUCUAGCUCUGUUACAAAAUAUAUUCACAUAUGCAAAAAAUAAUGGAUAGGGGUUCGUAUGAAAAAUUAUCAAUACGAGAUUCGGCCAGAUCUUUAAAGAAGUACGGCAGUACAAGUAGUAAAUAUGUGACAAGAAAUGAAACUUAUAUAAAACAUUAUGUAUCACAAAGUGACACUUUGCAGGGUAUUGCUUUGAAAUACAACGUAACGAUAGAACAAAUACGUAGAGCUAAUAGAUUAUGGGCUUCCGAUAGCUUGUUCUUGAAAGAAUUCCUUUUAAUACCUUCACAAGAUGGAAGUUCUUCCAUAGGAAGUUCAUCAGAAGUAGUAAGUCCAUCUGAAGUAGUCACUUCUUCUCAAGUAACUCCAUCACUCAGCAGUAGCAGCUUUGAUAAUGAAAAUAUAAGUGAUUUCCUAGAUAAAAUUGAUGCCUCAAUUGCCAUUACCAAGGAAGGUGUUAAGAAAACUCAGACAAAUAGCGAGUUUGCAUCAAAUUUAGGAUAUGAUGACAACAGAAGGAAACCAGCUGUGUCACGAAUGAAACAAAUUGUAAACAAUAAUAGUGCAAGUGAAAUGUGUAACCCUGCACAUGCUGUUGUGGUACAACAAGGUAAAAAAGUUAGGACCUCUAUAAAACAUCAUGAGAAACAACAGGAUGAAUUGUUUGAAUUGUAGCAAUGUAAAGUUUGUACUAGGCAAAUUAGUUUGUUACCUUUAUUUGGAUUUUUUCAUGGCGUGUUUGUUAUUGUGAAUUGUGGGUCUGAUCAUGAUCAUCAUCAUAAACAUAAAAGUAUUAAUUAAAUAUUUUGAUAUAUUUUAUAUAUCUCUUUGUCAGUUAAUAUUUGUUAAUUAGAAUAAGAACUGAAACCAGUUUAUUGUUGUUUCAUUCUCUGUUGGGUUAUGAACUUUUGUUAAAUAGUUUGAUAGAAACAUGCACAGCAUAAAGUUAGUUAAUGCAAUAAGUUAUAAAAAGAAGUAGAUUUGUUUCUUUAUUUUUUAAUUUAAAUAUUCACCACUACUAAAUAUUUCUUAUAAGAAAAUAUAUUAAACUUUAUUUUUACGACUAAUGCUGUAGAUGUUUGAAAGACUAAUAAACUUUUAACUGGAAUUCAAAUGAAAUCUUGAUAAAAAAUUAUUACAAUUACACUUAAAUGUUCUAUGAAAAAUGAUGUUAGAUUUUUUUUUGCUUGGAACCAUGAAUUAUGAUCAGAUUCUCAAUUGCUGAGUACUUUAAUUUUUUCACGUAUUUAUAUAUUUUUUUUUUAAGUGAUAUACAUGGUGCUGCCAAGUGAAUUUUAGUUUGUUUAAUUAAAAAUUAAAGCGCCACAAUAAACAAAACACUCAUGCUAAUAAUUUUGAACAAAUAAUGAACCAUAAUUUAAAUAUAAAAAGGGUACAUUUCUGGGUAUUGUUAAAAAUAAAUUUAUUUGCUACAUACACAUAAUUGAAACUUCCACUGGAACAUGGCGCAUAAAAAAUGAUUUAGUUAAAAAAAAAUUUUAGUAAUUUGAUGAAUUUGCUUUUGUAAUAUAUACAAAAUACUUUUUAAAUAUAACUUAUAUCAGUGAAUCUCUUAGUUGUUCUUAUUGAGUCGAUUGCGGGUUAACAAAUCUCGGCUAAAAUAUUUAGUGAGAUUAUUUUUGUUACAUAAAAUUUGUUUGUUUAUUGUAUAAAGCCACAUAUUCAAAUUUUGUAAAUAUCUAGAAUAAUAAAUACAAGUGUAUGUAUAUUACAAUUAGUGUAUGUAAAUAUAUUUACAAUGAAGUUGAAGUGUGUAAUUAUAUGUUUUGUUAACUUUAUUCAUAUUUUAUUUAAAUAUAUAUAACUUUUAUAAAUGUU
Aethina tumida (small hive beetle) is the source of this 1948-nucleotide messenger RNA. It is a transcript of the gene red, whose product is annotated as lysM and putative peptidoglycan-binding domain-containing protein 2. The transcript is spliced from 4 exons. The record is from RefSeq and is a predicted model, not a curated record. Lineage: Eukaryota; Metazoa; Arthropoda; Insecta; Coleoptera; Nitidulidae. Bases 140 to 784 code for a protein of 214 amino acids.